Molecule: messenger RNA, 3364 nt
Organism: Pongo pygmaeus (Bornean orangutan)
Lineage: Eukaryota; Metazoa; Chordata; Mammalia; Primates; Hominidae
Gene: NUMBL
Product: NUMB like endocytic adaptor protein
Exons: 10
Coding region: 647-2569 (640 amino acids)
Biological process (GO): positive regulation of neurogenesis
Cellular component (GO): cytoplasm
Source: RefSeq, a predicted model, not a curated record
GAGGGUGGUCCUGGGUGGGGGUCCAGGAACAGGCCCAACAAGCCAAAGCUCAGGAGACCGGGGUCUUGGGCACAGACCCCUGGGCCAUCUCUUGCCAAGGCCCUGGAAAUAGGGAUCCUGGACACAGACCCCCCACAAAACCAAGGACAGGGGUACAGAGAUUCUAGGUACAACUCCUAGAACUAGAUGGGGAUGGAGAUGGGGUUGGGGACACAGCCCCCGUAUCAAACCAAGGCCUCCAGGAGGCUAUUCCAGACACAAUCCCUACCUCUCCCUGCCUAAGGGGGUCUCAGCACAACUCCCUAGGUACGGUCUCGAGGAUGGGGUCACUGGGUACAGCGUUCCCACCACGCCAAGGCCUGGGGGGACUCCAAGCACAGCCUGCCCCCAGGUCUCAGAGGCACCCUGGGCACAGCAUCCCCCCAAUCCUUGGGCGGUGUCCCAGGCACAGCCCCUUCUCAAAACAAGGUCCCUGUGCCUGGGACUCCACCCCACCCCAGCCUGAAUAAAAUAAGGACAAUUUCAGGCAACCCCCAAUCCCUCCACCCCCUGGCUUGGUCAUGGGUCCCAGGGCACAGGAUCCCUAGGCCACCCCCUUUGUCCCCAGGGCUGCCCAGCUGUCCAAGGGUGGCCCCACCCGCAGACAAUGCACCACUUCCCCCUCCCGGACCUGGCCCCCAGGCUCCAGGAUACCGGCUGGGCUGGGGGGCGGCUCCCCAGGGACCGGGUGCAGCCCUGUCUGUCUGCAGCGUCUGCGGUGACGGUGACGGCGGCUUUGUGUGUGGGCGGACCCCGGAGGCCUGAGCGGCACCUGCCCCCAGCCCCCUGUGGGGCCCCGGGGCCCCCAGAAACCUGCAGGACGGAGCCAGACGGGGCGGGCACCAUGAACAAGUUACGGCAGAGCCUGCGGCGGAGGAAGCCAGCCUACGUGCCCGAGGCGUCGCGCCCGCACCAGUGGCAGGCAGACGAGGACGCGGUGCGGAAGGGCACGUGCAGCUUCCCGGUCAGGUACCUGGGCCACGUGGAGGUGGAGGAGUCCCGGGGAAUGCACGUGUGUGAAGAUGCAGUGAAGAAGCUGAAGGCGAUGGGCCGAAAGUCCGUGAAGUCUGUCCUGUGGGUGUCAGCCGAUGGGCUCCGAGUGGUGGAUGACAAAACCAAGGAUCUUCUGGUCGACCAGACCAUCGAAAAGGUCUCCUUUUGUGCUCCUGACCGUAACCUGGACAAGGCUUUCUCCUAUAUCUGCCGUGACGGGACCACCCGCCGCUGGAUCUGCCACUGUUUUCUGGCACUCAAGGACUCCGGCGAGAGGCUGAGCCACGCUGUGGGCUGUGCUUUUGCCGCCUGCUUGGAGCGAAAACAGCGACGAGAGAAGGAAUGUGGGGUCACGGCCGCCUUCGAUGCCAGCCGCACCAGCUUCGCCCGUGAGGGCUCCUUCCGCCUGUCUGGGGGUGGGCGGCCUGCUGAGCGGGAGGCCCCGGACAAGAAGAAAGCAGAGGCAGCAGCUGCCCCCACUGUGGCUCCUGGCCCUGCCCAGCCUGGGCACGUGUCCCCAACACCAGCCACCACAUCCCCUGGUGAGAAGGGUGAGGCAGGCACCCCUGUGGCUGCAGGCACCACUGCGGCCGCCAUCCCCCGGCGCCAUGCACCCCUGGAGCAGCUGGUUCGCCAGGGCUCCUUCCGUGGGUUCCCAGCACUCAGCCAGAAGAACUCACCUUUCAAACGGCAGCUGAGCCUACGGCUGAAUGAGCUGCCAUCCACACUGCAGCGCCGCACUGACUUCCAGGUGAAGGGCACAGUGCCUGAGAUGGAGCCUCCUGGUGCCGGCGACAGUGACAGCAUCAAUGCUCUGUGCACACAGAUCAGUUCAUCUUUUGCCAGUGCUGGAGCGCCAGCACCAGGGCCACCACCUGCCACAACAGGGACUUCUGCCUGGGGUGAGCCCUCCGUGCCCCCUGCAGCUGCCUUCCAGCCUGGGCACAAGCGGACACCUUCAGAGGCUGAGCGAUGGCUGGAAGAGGUGUCGCAGGUGGCCAAGGCCCAGCAGCAGCAGCAACAGCAGCAGCAGCAGCAGCAGCAAGCAGCCUCGGUGGCCCCAGUGCCCACCAUGCCUCCUGCCCUGCAGCCUUUCCCCGCCCCCGUGGGGCCCUUUGACGCGGCACCUGCCCAAGUGGCCGUGUUCCUGCCACCCCCGCACAUGCAGCCCCCUUUUGUGCCCGCCUACCCGGGCUUGGGCUACCCACCGAUGCCCCGGGUGCCCGUGGUGGGCAUCACACCCUCACAGAUGGUGGCCAAUGCCUUCUGCUCAGCCGCCCAGCUCCAGCCUCAGCCUGCCACCCUGCUUGGGAAAGCUGGGGCCUUCCCGCCCCCUGCCAUACCCAGCGCCCCUGGGAGCCAGGCCUGCCCUCGCCCCAAUGGGGCCCCCUGGCCCCCGGAGCCAGCGCCUGCCCCAGCUCCGGAGUUGGACCCCUUUGAGGCCCAGUGGGCGGCAUUAGAAGGCAAACCCACUGUAGAGAAACCCUCCAACCCCUUUUCUGGCGACCUGCAAAAGACAUUCGAGAUUGAACUGUAGCCCGAGCCGCCCCACCCACUCCAUCAUCUCCAGGUGCCCCACGCCUGGGGGUGGAGGCACAACCUCUCCCCUAACCCUGCUCCCUGGGGCUGCGCCCCUCAACACCCUCUCAACACCCCCCUCCCUCAACCACCCCGACAACCACUACAGAACCAACAUUGUGACGCCCAGGUUGCAAAAGGAUGGAAUUCAGGGAUGGACCCAGCCUGGCUAAGGGAACCAUUUCACUGCCGGACUUAGGCUGGCAAUGCCCCCUUCCCCCACUCCAGACACAGGGGUUGGCCACAAUCCCACUGAAUGCCCUUGGUUCACACUCCAUUUCCCAGUUUCUGUUGACCCCCCACCUUCCAGUGUUGGACAGGAUGGAGGGGGGACACUUGCUUAGGGGCUCUCCUGGGCCCCACACCAGUGCCCACCCCAAAUCUGGUCGUCUCCUCCCCCCAUACACAGCACAAGCUAAGGGCUGCCCUCUGCCCACACGCUGCGUUCACUGCCAAUGCUGUACUCACCCCCAUCACCCUCCAACUUUGGGGCCUAUGUCUUCCUUGGGCCAAGGUCUCAUGGGGGCUGGGGCCAACUUGGGGGCCCAGGAGGCGGGGAGGGGGGAGGAGGAGAAGAUGCGCAGUUACCUCAUGUCAGUGCCCGCUGGGGAGGGGUCCAGGAAGAAGGGGAAGGGGUGCCUGGCGGGUACUUUUCUAUCUUUUAUUUCCAGAUUUUUUUUGUAUCUAAACUUGAAGAUUUGUAUUAUACAAGGACAGCCAAUAAAGGAAGAAUAUAAUGGUGCCCCUCGGGAAA